This is a messenger RNA of Dacryopinax primogenitus, 612 nucleotides long. RefSeq lists its product as uncharacterized. NCBI's taxonomy places the organism in Eukaryota, Fungi, Basidiomycota, Dacrymycetes, Dacrymycetales, Dacrymycetaceae. Gene Ontology annotation, molecular function: nucleotide binding. Gene Ontology annotation, cellular component: RNA polymerase III complex. Bases 1 to 612 code for a protein of 203 amino acids. Gene Ontology annotation, biological process: transcription initiation at RNA polymerase III promoter. The record is from RefSeq and is a predicted model, not a curated record. The transcript is spliced from 2 exons.
AUGGAAAUACUCAACCCCCGCACUUCCCUACUAUCAAACAGAGAACUCCUAUCCCUAAUUCAAGAAUCAGACACCUCCACCACCUCCCUCCUUCCAGCAAACCAACGUUCCCUAUCCAUCGCACUCCGUUCAUACCUCACAAGCACACAUGUCGACACCGCUCUCCAGACGCAUACCAGCCUUCGCUUGCUCGUACACGGGCUUGCACGAUGGGAUCUCACAAAAGCGGAGAAGCUGCAGAUCGUUAACCUCAUGCCUACCAGCUUGGUCGUACUCUACACCGUUAUUGAAGACUUUGAAUACCGUUUUCCGCAGGACUCUGCAAAUGGGAUCUUAGCGCUCGUACAGGCUUGUCAAGCAGAAGCAGGAACAGAGCUCGUAGCUGCCCGAGGGUCUCCUGAUGCUUCCUCCAAGCCGGAAGCACUCGACAGGGACGGGGAAGGGGAGGAGUUGUUCUUACCCGAGGCCGAGGCUGAGGGGGAAGGGGAAGGGGAAGGGGAGAUGCAAGGAGAGAUGGAGGGGGAGGGGAUGGAGAUGGAGAUGGAGAUGGAAGAGUUUGAUUGGGGCGAGUUGGACGAUAGGGAGAUAGACGAAGAUAGGGAGGAGGUGUAG